UCGCACAACAAAUUUUCAUAAGCUGCUCUUGCCUCGAAUCCGUGAGUACACCUUUUGACUGCGACGUUCGUUCUUAUGAAAAAGCGGCAUCAUCAGAGCAGUUGGCAGGACUGACUGCAUGGCACUGGUCGAUUUGACACAGUGGUGUUGGCGGCAGCGGUGUGAGGUGUUACACAGUCGUGCACAUACGUCGUUUGCUGUCUCAACCGAAUUAAUAAGAGUGUGGCUGUCAUGGCAGAGGCUGGGAGAGGCAGCCUAGCAGCUGGCCCGGGCCCGCAGCUGGAGUCUGGCGAUGGAGCGGGCGUGGGACAGCCGGCGGCGCCCGAAGCUGCAGCGGAGGAGUCUGCUGAGGAAGAGGCACCAGACAGCAGCCCUUCCAGAGAGGAAAGCCGCAGCAAGCUGAUGGAAGCAGCUGAGGACUGGGACAUGGAGGAGGUGAUCGCGCUGGUGGCGGCAGGGGCGGACGUGGGGGCGAGAGGAGAGUGCGAGACCACUGCUCUGCACUGGGCGGCGGAGAGCGGGCACUUGGAGGCGGUGAAGUGCCUGCUGGCGGCUGGGGCAGAGGUGGACGCCAGAGACAACAGACAAGUCACGCCUCUGCACUUAGCUGCAUAUGAAGGCCACACGCCUGUGGUGCGGCUGCUGCUUGGGGCGUCAGCUGACCCCAACGCUAGAGAUGCUCAAGGAAGGACGCCACUGCACGAUGCAGCAAGAGAGGGCCAUUUAGAUGUGGCGACUGCACUGCUUGAGGCAGGGGCAAACAGUGGGGUCAGGGAUCCAAAGGAAGACAAGCCCCCUGGUUAUCGUCAGAGAGCAAAAUAAGCAGAGAUUUGCAGACAUGAAAUUAUCUGUGCAACAAAUGACUGUGGAAGAAACUUGAAACAGUUUUUUACACUUCUUGAUAAGUUUUAUUAAAAAAUGCGAAAAUUUGAUCCUGCAGUCUCUUAUUUGGGCCCAUCUCUACUAAUACUACAGCAAAACUCAGGUACAGAUAGAUAUGAGUACUCUACAUUAACAAGAGGCUGCAAGCCAUCGCUACUUUAAUCAUAAAUAUAUCUGAGUGACGCUAAAUGUUACUUUCUACACAUACAGAAAAAUACUCUCAACAAUCUUCAAAUUGUGGGCUACAUAAUUUUUUUAUUUAUGAAAUUAAUGAAUUUAUGCAUGACAUUUCUGUUGCCUAUAUCUGCACUCACUUUCGUAACUCAAAUUAACUAAUUUAAUAAAAUUAACCGUUUAAUUACUGUGUACCCAUUUAUUACCACAAAAAAUAAAAACGAUAAUAGUUCAGG
Schistocerca gregaria is the source of this 1292-nucleotide messenger RNA. RefSeq names its product myotrophin-like. The record is from RefSeq and is a predicted model, not a curated record. Lineage: Eukaryota; Metazoa; Arthropoda; Insecta; Orthoptera; Acrididae. The coding region runs from base 232 to 822 and encodes 196 amino acids. The transcript has 3 exons. Gene Ontology annotation, molecular function: protein binding.